ACUACUACAGACGGUGCCGUCGCAGGUUCGAGUGGCGAAAGGGUCACAGGUUCGGAAUGGUGUCUGCAUUGCUGUUGCCACGACCGACGGCACCGCUGCUGUUCCGACGACGCGAACCCUCAACCUUGUGUCCCAUACAAUUGCGACACGCCAAAACUACCGGAGCUACCGCUACCGUUGCUUCUACUACCAGGAGUACCAUGCGAACGUAUCGGACAUCGGUUGACUGUUUUAGCAAGAAGCAGCAUCGGUUUAAGUGAUCACCACCACCACCACAAUCAUCAUCAUCAGCAGCAGCAGCAGCACUGUCGCUAUCAUCACCAUUUUUCUUCAGACAGUUGCCAUAACGACAGAGAACAAUGUUCUUUCAGUUUAUUCCACCACCACCACGACCACCACGACCAGCAUCAUCAUCAUCAUCAGAAACAAGAACAGAAUAACAGCCACCACCACCACCACUACUACUACUACCGGCAACAGUGCCACGGUUUCGAAAAGCACUUGUUGCAUAUCCAUCAUCAUCAUCGUCGUCAUAGCAGCGAGCUUUGUAUCAACAACAGCAGCAGCAGCAGCGGUGAUAACUAUUCCACAGAAAUCACAGCUGUCAGGGCAACUACUACUACUACUACUACUACUACUAGUAAUGAUGAUGACAAUACAUCACUCUGCCGGGUGGACAACAGCAGCGACACACGACGGAAUAACUUGACUGCAACUCCCUCGUGUCUCGACAUCGAUGCCGCCGCCGCCGCCACCGCCCUCCGCAACAGCGGUGAUACCAGCGGCACCGGCGGCACCAGUUCUUCAACCAAGGAUCCCAACAGCACAUCAUGGAUUACAAAAAACCACCAUGAAACUGCAAUCGACCGUAAAAUCGACAAAAACAAAAACCAGAACAACAACAAGAGGAAUAAUAAUAAUAAUAAUAAUAAUAUUAAUACUAAUAAUAAUUAUCAUCAACAACAACCUAUUGUUGGCAAAUGUAGUAAAUGUGAUCAAAGUGUCUGUGAGUGUUACAGAUAUUCUAAGCGAGAUCGAAACGUGCACCUUGGGACUUCGGCCAAAAGUGCCGAGGUCGGAAAGAAAACCAAUCGUCUGUCGCAGAUAUUUGUGAAGAAAUCGCCAAAUCUUACACAUGAGAUGUCACGAAGUUGGCCUUUGACACAGAUGCGAUAUCUCACACAGUCUCUAAUGUUCAGAGUGAUACUCUGUCUUAUUCUCAUACCAACUAUCUUAGCUUAUCCGAAACCGAUACUCGUGGAAAAGGCUAACCAGACGAUCGUAGUGUUCCAUACGGCUCCGUGUCGUCCGUUAUCAAGGGACCAACUCCGAAGCCAGCUGGGAGAGGCUUACGACAAAGGCCGAAUGGCUGAGGACGAACAAACGGUGAAGCGAAGCAUUGAAGCGGCGACUUCGAACCCUCGUCGAGAAGAACAGUUGAAUGAUGCUGACAUAGAUGAUGGUUACUUAAGUGACCAACCUAUGAGCAGAAGACGACGUAACUAUGGUGAUACGGAAUUUGGUAGACAAAAAUAUGACGACGACGACGACUAUGAAGAAAAUGAAUACGAUGGUGAUGACAGUGAUUUAGGAGACGAAGACGACGAUAGUGAUGAUGAUGAUGAUCGUGAUUACCAUGACGACGAUGAUGAGACAUUUGAUGAUAACGAUGAAGACGAUGAUAGUGAUGAUGAUGAUGAUGAUGAUGAUGGGUUUAAGGAUGAAGACGACGAUGGCAAUUUUAAACGUAAUAAUAAUGGUAGAAAGAAAAAUAGGAGGAAAACUGGUUCGAACAAGAAUGGGCGUCGUCGCCACCGACGCAGGAAUCAAAGGAUUAGAAAUUUAGGUGGCGGCAAAAUUCGUCGGAAAAGCAGACGAGAACAUCUCACGUCUAAACGGCGACAUUUUUAUUCACAGAUCAAUCACAAAUUGAAACCUCGCAAAAACAAAAGCAGACUUUCAGCAGAUGCCCGCAAAAAGUCCCCCUAUCUUAGAUCGGGUCUUGUUCGUGGCAAGAGAGACGUCGGCAAAUUGAACAAACGAAACCAAACUAGAAAAACUGGUCCUUAUAUCAAAGUAACCAUUUCAGUCAAACAUCGAGGGCGACAGUUACAGCGUCACAAACGAACUGGUCGUGCAGCUGAAAUGUCAGCCAAUUGGCAGUGUGAAAUGGAGACCGACUGGAAACGAAUGGACGAUGGAUAUUUUCCGCCAUAUUUACAAACUGGAAAGUGUAAAUCAAAGUCUUGCUUCUUUGAUUUCUACAGAUGUAUUCCCAAAAGAUAUACGAUAAAAGUUCUCAAAAGAGAUCCCUUCCGCUGUAACCCAAUCCCCACGUUCGGACAAAACACCACUUACGAAGAAAAAUGGAUAUUUGACAAAUAUCACGUGACUGUUUGUUGCCAAUGUGGUAAAGCGAGACUGAGGACAUCGAGACGCCGUCAAAGCAAUCGGCGGUCAAGACCACGUUGAUGUAACGUCUGUUUUAUUACUACUUUCUAUUAUUUUGCAACAUUUAUUAAAAUGUAAUGUUGCCCCGGGUUUUUUUAUUAAUUUAAAAAAUAUAUAUAUACCAAAAAGCAAGCAUACCAAAUUUAAAUAAUUUAAAGAAAACAAGGAUAUGUGUGUGUGUAUGUGUGUGUCUGUAUAUAAACACUGUGUGAAUGGAAAUAGAUACAUAUAUGUAUGUAUGUAUGUAUGUAUAUUUGUGACAGAAACGGAUUGACAGUUGUAUAGCGACAAGGGGGAUAAGGGCGAGAGAAAAGCUUUGAAUGUGAUGCAAGUGAAACGGAAUUGGGCAGAAGACGGUUUGUGAUUGUACAUAAGCGUCGUGCCUAGAAACGUUACAUUUGAGUUAUUCUUCUUGACAUUGGAGAAGAAAACAGGGGACUUAGAUCGCAACACAACACUCACAAAUGCGGCGCGCGAUGGCACACAUUUAUGCGUGUGUGUACGCAUGCAUAUAUGCGUGUACAUAUGUGUCUAUUUCUGUUUGUUUGCAAUUACACUUUUAUAUUUAAAUACAUACAGAUGCGUACAUAUGUAUGCAUGUGUGUACACAAAUGUGUUAAUAUAUAUAUUAUGUAUAUAUAAUGUAUGUAUGUAUAUAUACACGCACCGUUAGACUUAUAAAUAUGUGAACUGUAGUGUUUUUCUUUUUAAUUGCGUAUAUGUGACCAAGUGUUUGUACGUAUGUGUGUGUGUGUGUAUGCAAUAUAUUUAUAAUGUAUUUAUACUUAAAUGUAAUGACUGAAAAUGGUGUAAAAUAAAAAGCGUGGCUCGAGAAAUAUUAACGAAACAUAACAGCAAAACAACUAGCAUGACCGGAAGACAGUAACCAGGGUAAUACACCAGACUGAGAGCCUCGUAAAAUACACCAAUAUAUAUAUAUAUAUAUAUAUAUAUAUAUA
Messenger RNA from Octopus bimaculoides (California two-spot octopus), 3410 nucleotides. RefSeq lists its product as uncharacterized. Lineage: Eukaryota; Metazoa; Mollusca; Cephalopoda; Octopoda; Octopodidae. The record is from RefSeq and is a predicted model, not a curated record.